Molecule: messenger RNA, 1833 nt
Organism: Mytilus trossulus (common blue mussel)
Lineage: Eukaryota; Metazoa; Mollusca; Bivalvia; Mytilida; Mytilidae
Product: protrudin-like
Exons: 12
Coding region: 113-1249 (378 amino acids)
Biological process (GO): endoplasmic reticulum tubular network formation; protein localization to plasma membrane; vesicle-mediated transport
Cellular component (GO): endoplasmic reticulum tubular network
Molecular function (GO): metal ion binding
Source: RefSeq, a predicted model, not a curated record
AUCGCCAUUGAAAAACGGAAGUGUUGGAAAAUAUACAAUCAACUUUCCCAAAAGAAUGUUUGAUGGUUUUCGUGCUAACAGGAUGCAAUAACUGAAUGAGAAUCAGGAAAAUAUGGAGAAAAUUAGCACUGAUGUCAAUGGAACUUCACCAAAAACAAAAAAUAGUACGGGAAAAUAUGGCAGAGUGGACCUGGCAGACUUUGUGAAAGAAGUUGACAGAUUUUCUAGAUUAAUUGAACCAUUUGCAUUUGUUUUAUAUUGCUUGGAUGACAUCAGGAAUUGGAGAUAUCCAAAAAUUACUUUAUGUUUAUGGAUAAUUUGUAACCUUUGCUGCAUAAUCCUCACAAAAGGUGCUGUAUUUGUUCUUGUGUCGUUACUGGUGGUUGUAAUAGCUGCCACUGGCCUGGUACAGAUACACACACGGAUAUUAGACAAGAUAUUACCUGUCAAUCAUCUCUCUAAUCCUGAUGAUGAGUCCUCAGAUGAAAACGAUGAAGAUUCAGCUUACAGUACAGUCAGACAAUUCAGAGUUAGCAUAAUACAGAUGUUUGAGUUUGUUGUUAAGUGUAAUGAGUUACUGGCACAUUUUUAUGGAAUCCUUAAGUGGGAUAAUAUACUGCCAUCAUUAAGAUUUCACAUAGAGUUUUGUACAUUGUUACUGAGUUUUGUUGUGCUGCCAACAAGAUGGAUAUACAUAGCCUUAGUAAACUGGGUGUUUCUGGACAAUGAUAUUGUAAUACAAUUAGUUAUAGAUAACAGUCAGUUGUUUAUUGGUUGUCUGACAGGACAGGCACUGCAGUCUCCUGUCUCAAAAACAGUCACUUCAAAGGAAGAAAUUAAAUCUGAAGAAGAAGUUAAAGACAAGAAAUCCAGUGCUAAAGAUUCUGAAGACAUAUCUGAUCUUGAUUAUGAUGCUGAAACAAUUGAAGUUACGAUGGAUGAAGAUGGCAAAUCACCUUCUACAAACAAACCAGGAAUGGUGGCUAGAUUGAUGGAAUUAAAGAAAAGAAGACAACAUAUAGCAAAUGAGAGCUGUUUUGCCUGUAAAGUGUCAUUUGCAUCAAUUUUGAAAAGAAGAUUCUAUUGUCGUCACUGUGGUAACAAUUUCUGUUCUAAAUGCUGUAACCAGCGAGUACCAAAAUCUGUAUUUGGGGCUACAGCUCCAAGUGCACAGACGGAGACUGUUCUUGUAUGUAACACUUGUCAUAAGAAUCUGACUAAAGCACCAGACAAAGAUAAGAAAAGCUGAUAGAUGCCAAUGUACCAUAUUGAUAUUAAAAGGUUGAAAAGGGACUAUCAAGAGCUACGAAGAAUACUUAAUAUAACCACAUCUUGUAGUGCUGCAUGAGCUGUACAGGGAAAUAGAGAGAAAAAAAUAUUUGGAAGAUGUAUUUUUUAUUAAUAUGGAAGAAUAACAUUGUGAAUUUGAUAGAGGUGGAUCUUGAAAAAAUGAAACAAAAGAAAUAUAAUAAAAUGUGGAAUGAAUAUGACUAAAACAUGAUUUGUGACUAACCACAUCAGAUAAACUUACAUUUUGGAGUUUUUAUUAUGAGAAAUUUAUUAUUUCUGUUUACAAUUUCUCCAUAUUUAAAAAAAAUAUUUACUGUUUAAAAGAAGCAUUGGAUUAUGACCUUUUCCCUCCAUAUCAAAGGUUCUUAUGAUUCUUAUAAUGUCAUAUGGACCUAAAAUUCUUGCUGUUUAUUAAACAAAAAAAAUAUUCAUAAAUUUUCUACAAAUAUACAAAUUUAUAGUCUGUCAAAUAGAAGUUAGUAUUUUAAACAUGAUGUCAGAUUUUAUUAUAAGUUAUGUUAAGUUGUUAUUUUACUGUCAUGG